AUGGGGUCAUUGGAUUCAGCACUUUCGGUGCUUGAUGAGAUGGAGAAGGUUGGCUUGGAGCCUGAUUUGAUUACGUUUAAUACCCUUCCCAACGCGUUUUAUCAGAAUGAGAAUAGAAUGUCAGAAGCAGUUGAAUUAAUUGAUGAGAUGAAAACCAGUGGGAUCAAACCUGAUGUGUUUACUCUCAAUUCUUUGAUGAAAGGCUUUUGCAAUGCUGGAAACCUAGAGGAAGCUAAAAGGUGGUAUAGUGAAAUUGCGAGAAAUGAGUUGCCUCCUGUUCGGGCUACUUACAUGACGCUCAUCCCAUUUCUUGUUGAAAAGGGUGAUUUUGAGCUGUGCAAGGAAGUCUGCAGCAGGCGCUGGCUUAUUGAACCGGCUUUAUUGCAGUAG
Molecule: messenger RNA, 390 nt
Organism: Vitis riparia (riverbank grape)
Lineage: Eukaryota; Viridiplantae; Streptophyta; Magnoliopsida; Vitales; Vitaceae
Product: pentatricopeptide repeat-containing protein At1g55890, mitochondrial-like
Exons: 2
Coding region: 1-390 (129 amino acids)
Cellular component (GO): chloroplast
Molecular function (GO): protein binding
Source: RefSeq, a predicted model, not a curated record